This is a messenger RNA of Ceratotherium simum simum (southern white rhinoceros), 2406 nucleotides long. RefSeq names its product T-box transcription factor 21 (gene TBX21). NCBI's taxonomy places the organism in Eukaryota, Metazoa, Chordata, Mammalia, Perissodactyla, Rhinocerotidae. The record is from RefSeq and is a predicted model, not a curated record. Gene Ontology annotation, molecular function: DNA-binding transcription factor activity, RNA polymerase II-specific; RNA polymerase II cis-regulatory region sequence-specific DNA binding. Gene Ontology annotation, cellular component: nucleus; chromatin. Gene Ontology annotation, biological process: cell fate specification; lymphocyte migration; positive regulation of DNA-templated transcription.
CCCCCGCGCGGAAAGGGGCCGGUCCUCGACGGCUGCGGGAAGGUACCAGCCCGCCCCGGAUGGGCAUCGUGGAGCCGGGCUGCGGAGACAUGCUGACGGGCACCGAGCCGAUGCCUGCGAGCGACGAGGGCCGGGCGCCGGGCGCCGACCCACAGAACCGCUACUUCUACUCGGAGCCCGGCUCGCAGGACGCAGUCGACCGUCGCGGGGGCGCCAGCCUGGGGGCGCCCUACGCGGGGGGCGCCCUAGUGCCCGCCCCGCCGGGCCGCUUCCUCGGAGCCUACGCCUACCCGCCCCGGCCCCAGGCCGCCGGCUUCCCCGGGGCGGGCGAGCCCUUCCCGCCGACGGCGGGCGCCGAGGGCUACCAGCCGGGGGACGGCUACGCGGCCCCGGACCCGCGCGCCGGCCUCUACCCCGGGGCGCGCGAGGACUAUGCACUGCCGGCGGGGCUGGAGGUGUCCGGGAAGCUGCGAGUCGCGCUCAACAACCACCUGUUGUGGUCCAAGUUUAAUCAGCACCAGACGGAGAUGAUCAUCACUAAGCAGGGCCGGCGAAUGUUCCCAUUCCUGUCAUUUACUGUGGCCGGGCUGGAGCCCACCAGCCAUUACCGGAUGUUUGUGGACGUGGUCUUGGUGGACCAGCACCAUUGGCGGUAUCAGAGCGGCAAGUGGGUGCAGUGUGGAAAGGCCGAGGGCAGCAUGCCAGGAAACCGCCUGUACGUGCACCCAGAUUCCCCCAACACUGGAGCCCACUGGAUGCGCCAGGAAGUUUCAUUCGGGAAACUAAAGCUCACGAACAACAAGGGGGCCUCCAACAAUGUGACCCAGAUGAUUGUGCUCCAGUCCCUCCAUAAGUACCAGCCCCGGCUGCACAUCGUUGAGGUGAAUGAUGGCGAGCCAGAGGCAGCCGGCAACGCCCCCAACGCGCAUGUCUUUACUUUCCAAGAAACCCAGUUUAUUGCUGUGACCGCCUACCAGAAUGCUGAGAUUACUCAGCUGAAGAUUGAUAAUAACCCUUUUGCCAAAGGAUUCCGGGAGAACUUUGAGUCCAUGUACUCGUCUGUUGACACCAGCGUGCCCUCCCCGCCUGCACCCAACUGUCAAUUGCUUGGGGGAGACCACUACUCUCCUCUCCUACCCAACCAGUAUCCUGUUCCCAGCCGUUUCUACUCCGACCUUCCCGGCCAGGCCAAGGAUGUGGUUCCCCAGCCUUACUGGCUGGGGGCUCCCCGGGACCACAGCUAUGAGGCCGAGUUCCGAGCAGUCAGCAUGAAGCCUGCAUUCCUACCCUCUGCCCCCGGGCCCACCAUGUCCUACUACCGAAGCCAGGAGGUCCUGGCGCCUGGAGCUGGCUGGCCUGUGGCCCCUCAGUACCCUCCCAAGAUGGGCCCAGCCAGCUGGUUCCGCCCCAUGCGGACUCUGCCCAUGGAACCUGGCCCUGGAUCUUCAGAGGGGCGGGGGCCAGAGGACCAGGGCCCCCCCUCGUUGUGGACCGAGAUCACCUCCAUCCGGCCAGAGUCUGGUGACUCAGGACUAGGGGAAGGAGACUCUAAGAGGAGGCGUGUGUCCCCCUAUCCUUCCAGUGGGGACAGCUCCUCCCCUGCUGGGGCCCCUUCUCCUUUUGAUAAGGAAACCGAAGGCCAGUUUUAUAACUAUUUUCCCAAUUGAGCAGAUGAUGUGAUGAAAGGAACAGAAACAGCGUUACUAGGUUGGAGGACACCAACUAACUAGACAACGGACUCAGGACUGAGCGGUCUGCAGCUCCCUCUGUCCCUUCUCCUUUUGUAGUUGGUCAAGGAAGAGGGGGCCCAAGAAGGAUUCUGGGGUUCACUUGCUGCUUCCUGGCCCACAGUGAAACCUGAGAGGCAUGUCCCCCGCUCCUUCCUUUGCCCUAACUAUGAUCAUUUACCUGGUGCUGCUUCUGGCUGUGAGUUCCCAGCUGGAGAACAGAGAACAGAGAACAGGAGGCCUUGGACACAAAGGAGCUUCCUCUCUUCUGGGGGAGGGGGCUGGGGGUCAGGGGGCAAAAGCCUGGAACUGGAAACUCUCUUCCUUUGUGGAAUAACUUUGAGCAUUUUUGUUUGUGUAUGUGUUAAUCCCGGUUCUGAAAAUAAAGAUCCAUGGAUUUUUCUAACAGUCAGCCAGCCAAGGCCAGGGAGAGGACUCAGGGACUUUGGGGAGCUGGCCUGGGCCCCACCUGCUCAGAGACAGUGGGGUCCUGAGGAAGGGGCUGGGAAGGGGGGAUGGUGCACAUCUCAAGAAGCAAAGUCUUGGGGGGAGGGUGUGCGCAUACUCUCUUCUUUUUUCUGUUUUUUGGAAUGGGGGAGGCUAUUUAUUGUACAGAGAGUGGUGUCUGGAUAUAUUUCUUUUGUCUUCAUCACUUUCUGAAAAUAAACAUGAAACUGUU